GCCGCUCCCCCAAAGCCCACACUCUCCCAGGACAACCUCUUUCACCCCUUGUCCCAGUCGCCCUUCCCCGAGAUGCGCGCAAAGGGCGACCGCAUCCGCCAACUCGCCUACUGCCCCGUCUCGCAAGACCUGCACGGCGAGAAGGUCCACGUCGCGUUCGAGUGCCCCGACUGCGGCUUUCCGACCCACGCCUCGGAGCAGCGCUGGAGGGAGGACCCCAACCACGGCCGCUACUGGCCCCGUCUCCGCGAGGCCAACGAGGACGAGCACGACCUGCGCAGCGGCCGCGAGUUGACAGAGUUCCGCCUUCCAGGCGAGCAGCCGUACGAGGAGGCCGUCUCGUUCGGCAACUGGGACGUCUUCCUGUACACGCGCGGCUUCCCCUCGAUCGAGACGGAGCGCGCACGGCGACACGUCUCCAAGCUCUUGACGUACCCGAUCACGAUCGGCUCGGUCCUCCACGAGAACUCGCCCUACACGCUCCGCAACCAGCGCCUCCUCCCCGAGGGCUUGCGCUCCCUCAUGGCCCUGCGCCGCACGCUCCACCCGCCCGAGAAGGAGGGCGCCGCCAAAGCCGGUCUCCCGCCCGCGCCGCUGCGCAUCUUUGUCCUCGGCGCACGCGCCGAGUCGAGCCUGCCGUCGCACGUCCUCGCCCAGCUGUCGCACCUGUUCCCCUCGAUCCCGCUCCACCUCGUCUUCAUCGGGCCCGAGGCCUACAUCCCCGCACCGGCACCCACCCGCUCGACCUUCUCGUCCUCGCCUUCCCCGUCCUCGUCGGCCGACGACUCGGCAGCGGCGGCGGCGGCGUCGUCGUCGGUGUACGGCGUCCCGUCGCACACGCGCAUCGAGCACGACGGCCGCCUCACGGUCACGUCGCUGCGGUGCAACUACUCGGACGUGCACGACGUCCUCGGCCCGUUCGACCCGUACCAGGACGUGUUUUUCGCCUUCAGCCCCGGGUUCGGGUUCCCGGACGAGCUCGACCCGACCAAGACGCAGCUCGAGACCAACUGGAGCGCCGCCGUAAAGAGCCUCCUCGAGACCAAGUGCGCCCUGUUCUGCACCGGCUUCUCGCCCGCCGACAUUGAGCGCGACGUCGUCGCGCUCGACAAGGCCGACGGCAUCGCCGGCGAGUUUGACUGGCUCGUCACGCCCGGCGACAACGUGUUUGGCAGCGAAAAGUGGGAGGUCGCAGAGUUUGACCCGCGCGUCGCCGUCAAGACCAACUGGGGCGUCUGGGGCAUCCGCGGCAAGCGGUACGAGGUUCGGGGCGCGCAGCCGGACGAGGUGGACGCAUAGCACUGCAACGAGCUCUCUCUUUUCACCU
Messenger RNA from Rhodotorula graminis WP1, 1327 nucleotides. RefSeq lists its product as uncharacterized. The transcript has 4 exons. Gene Ontology annotation, cellular component: extrinsic component of mitochondrial inner membrane. The coding region runs from base 73 to 1299 and encodes 408 amino acids. The record is from RefSeq and is a predicted model, not a curated record. Lineage: Eukaryota; Fungi; Basidiomycota; Microbotryomycetes; Sporidiobolales; Sporidiobolaceae.